ACAACUCGCUCAAGAUCUACUCGAUAUAAUUCUCCCAGCUACAGCGCUUGGAUAUGUCCAUUUUGAAGAUGGGUUUGUUGGUCUUACUGCGGUCAUUUCUUCUAUUAUGGGUGCUCAAACACAAUGGAAAAAAGUCAAUGGUACAAAAUAA
Messenger RNA from Funneliformis mosseae, 151 nucleotides. The record is from the annotation of a GenBank genome assembly. Lineage: Eukaryota; Fungi; Glomeromycota; Glomeromycetes; Glomerales; Glomeraceae.